CUUGAGGAGAAUCAAACCAGAGGAUUGAAGUUUGAACCUUCAAAGAUCAAAAUCAAGAAAACAAAAAAAAGAUAACAAAAAAAAUGUGGGAUCUAAACGACGCACCACACCAAACACUUAGAGAAGAAGAAGAAUCUGAAGAGUUUUGUUAUUCUUCACCAAGUAAACGGGUCGGAUCUUUCUCUAAUUCAAGUUCUUCUGCUGUUGUCAUCGAAGAUGGAUCCGAUGACGAUGAACUUAACCGGGUCAGACCCAAUAACCCACUUAUCACCCAUCAGUUCUUCCCUGAGAUGGAUUCUAACGGCGGUGGAGGAGAUGGUGGUGUUGCUUCUGGCUUUCCUCGUGCUCACUGGUUUGGUGUCAAGUUUUGUCAGUCGGAUCUAGCGACCGGAUCGUCGGCGGGUAAAGCUACCACCGUAGCCGCUGCCGUAGUGGAACCGGCGCAGCCGUUGAAAAAGAGCCGGCGUGGACCAAGGUCAAGAAGUUCUCAAUAUAGAGGCGUUACGUUUUACCGGCGUACCGGAAGAUGGGAAUCUCAUAUUUGGGACUGUGGGAAACAAGUUUACUUAGGUGGAUUUGACACUGCUCAUGCAGCUGCUCGAGCAUAUGAUAGAGCUGCUAUUAAAUUCCGUGGAGUAGAAGCGGAUAUCAAUUUCAACAUCGAAGAUUAUGAUGAUGACUUGAAACAGAUGACCAAUUUAACGAAGGAAGAGUUCGUUCACGUACUUCGCCGACAAAGCACAGGCUUCCCUCGAGGAAGUUCUAAGUAUAGAGGUGUUACUUUGCAUAAGUGUGGUCGCUGGGAAGCUCGAAUGGGUCAAUUCUUAGGCAAAAAGUAUGUUUAUUUGGGUUUGUUCGACACCGAGGUCGAAGCUGCUAGAGCUUACGAUAAAGCUGCAAUCAAAUGUAAUGGCAAAGACGCCGUGACUAACUUUGAUCCAAGUAUUUACGACGAGGAACUCAAUGCCGAGUCAUCAGGGAAUCCUACUCCACAAGAUCACAACCUCGAUUUGAGUUUGGGAAAUUCGGCUAAUUCGAAGCAUAAGAGUCAAGAUAUGCGGCUCAGGAUGACCCAACAACAACAAGAUGCUCUCCACUCUAAUGAAGUUCUCGGAUUAGGUCAAACCGGAAUGCUUAACCAUAUCCCCAAUUCAAAUCAGCAAUUUCCGGGCAGCAGCAACAUUGGUGGCGGAGGCGGAUUCUCACUGUUUCCGGUGGCUGAGAACCACCGGUUUGAUGAUCGGGCCACGACGAACCAAGUGUUGACAAAUGCUGCAGCAUCAUCAGGAUUCUCUCCUCAUCAUCACAAUCAGAUUUUUAAUUCUACUUCUUCUUCUCAUCAAAAUUGGCUGCAGACAAAUGGCUUCCAACCUCCUCUCAUGAGACCUUCUUGAAUCUUUAUUAUUAUAUAUAUAAGGAAAACCAAAUUAGGAAAAAAAUGAACCUUUAAAUCUCCCAUAUUUUCUUGGUCAUUCCAUUAAUCAUCGGCUUAUCUUUUGUUUAUUGCCCUUAAAACCUCUUGUUAGAAAAAUUAAUGGAAAUCUUUUUC
Molecule: messenger RNA, 1549 nt
Organism: Arabidopsis arenosa
Lineage: Eukaryota; Viridiplantae; Streptophyta; Magnoliopsida; Brassicales; Brassicaceae
Source: the annotation of a GenBank genome assembly